AUGCGUUCACUCACCCACCUUGCACAUCUUCUGAUCUCUCUUCUCCUCCUCCUCCAACUGCCACGUGGCACCGAUGGAAUAGAAUGUUACUCGGGUUCUCAAUUACAAGUCAUCAAUUGUCCCUCAAUGUCAUGUAUUAAACAGACACUUGGCUUGGAUACGGUCCGCUACUGCGACGGCACCGGCGUCUCCUCGAUCUGCCAAACCUACCGUAUCGUCGAGACCUGCGAUACCAUCCCAAAUCUCGGAUACAUUUGUUGCUGUGGUGGUGACCUGUGUAACUCCACAUUAAGUAAAUCAUCUGGUCUAUUUUUGAUGGGUUCGGUGCUGCUCAUUUUCCUGUUCUUUUAA
Molecule: messenger RNA, 351 nt
Organism: Caenorhabditis remanei
Lineage: Eukaryota; Metazoa; Nematoda; Chromadorea; Rhabditida; Rhabditidae
Exons: 2
Coding region: 1-351 (116 amino acids)
Source: RefSeq, a predicted model, not a curated record